CUGAAUUUUGCCAUGAAUAUUCAGGCCUUACAGAAGAAGCAGCAAGACACUAAGAAUCUGGCUUCAUUAUCUAACCAAAGUGAGAGACAAGCAACAGAACUUGAGCACAAUGUGGCUCAGAUGAAGCAUCAGCAGACCCAGCUACAGAAGAGACUGUGUGAGGAGAGUGAGAAAAAGAAGCAACUAGAAGCAGAGAUUCAGCGGGACCAGCAACAAAUUAAAGAACUUCAGUUAAAGAUGGAACAACAGCAGAAGAUUCUUAAACUUAAGGAUAAAGAGAUUGAUGCAUUUAAAAAGAAGAAAAAUAACUCAGUGGAAACUUCACAGAAGGUACAGAAAUUAGAAGAGCAAAAGAAAUGGCUGGAUGAAGAAAUGGAAAGAAUUCUCCAACAGCACCAACAGUUAGCAGAACUAGAAGAAGAUUUAAAGAAAAGAGAAGCCAUUGUAGCCAAAAAAGAAGCAUUAUUGCAAGAGAAGAGCCACCUGGAAGUCAAGAAACUGAGAUCUAGCCAGGCUUUAAACAAAGAUAGUAUGAAAUUGACUACUCGCUUAAGUAUGCUGGAUCAGGAGCUAUGUGAUAAAGAUAAGCAGCUUCAGGGCAGCACCACUGAAGAUAAGAUAGACAUUUUGAAAAAAAUACAGGUUCUCCAGAUGGAAAGAGAUCAGCUACUCAGAAGAAGAAACAGUGUGGAUGAGAAACUGAAAGAUGGUAAAGUGUUGUCAACUGAAGAAGAACAUGGCCUUUUCCAGCUGGAAGAGGGGAUUGAAGCCCUGGAGGCUGCCAUUGAUUACAAGAAUGAAAGUAUCCAGAAUCGCAAGCACUUGCUGAGGUCGUCUUCACAGAUUCUUUCACAGAGCGAGAAUAAUGUAGUAGGAAAACUAGUUUCCCUGUCUGCUGCUGAGCUCAGAGCUAUCCUCUUCAAAUAUUUCAACAAGAUUGUUAGCCUUCGUGAAUCUGAACGUAAAUUACAACUCCAGAUUGAAGAACAGGAAAUGAAGGUCAUAGACCAGGAAAACAUAAUACGUGAAUUAGAAUCUGCACUUGAACAUGUCAAGUUGCAGUGUGACAGACAGAUGACCCUUCAACACAAAGAACAUGAGAAAAAAAUACAGUUAAUACUGCUUCAUUUCAAAGAACAAGAUAGUGAAGGUAUUGCAGAAACCUUGAAAGGGUAUGAAGUAAAAGUCCAGCAACUGGAAAAAGACUUAUUUUUCUAUAAGAAAACAAGCAGAGAACUGAAGAAGAAAUUGAAGGGCCUCUGUGGAGAAUCAUCACAUCAACUGCUGGCAUCCACUAAACAUAACAGUGCUGGUGAUAAGACGUCCAGUCAAGAUGAAGCAGAAGUUGUUUCUGAAGAAUUCAAGCCGACCCCUAACCCUGAAACCAGUAUUCGACCAGGGAAAAUAAAAGAAACAGAUAGAACGAGUGUUUUAAGAGCACAGCAGAAUUCAUACAAGCUUGGAGAAGAUGUUUCAGAGUUUGGGUGCAACAAGGAAUGUUUGUCAAGUCCUGGUGAUGACAAAACAGGAACAGCUGAAGUUCAGCCUUCAAAAUCUCAGCUAUCGUCUGUCAUCCACAGGAGAGAGGCCGUAACACAGUUUCCAGGAGUAACUCCAGUAAAACUGUCUCGCCGAGACCUGCGUCAUAUUCCUCCCUCUGAAUUAUCUUUGAGACGCUCAAGCCUUGGAGUUGGUGUCAGUUUUGUUGCUCCAGAUUCCAUCGAAAUGGACAAAAAGUCCAGUGUCACUAAGACAUAG
This is a messenger RNA of Merops nubicus (carmine bee-eater), 1758 nucleotides long. Its product is annotated as kinesin-like protein KIF27. The record is from RefSeq and is a predicted model, not a curated record. The transcript is spliced from 8 exons. NCBI's taxonomy places the organism in Eukaryota, Metazoa, Chordata, Aves, Coraciiformes, Meropidae. Gene Ontology annotation, biological process: microtubule-based movement; mitotic spindle organization. The annotation marks the transcript as partial. Gene Ontology annotation, molecular function: microtubule motor activity.